This is a messenger RNA of Macrosiphum euphorbiae (potato aphid), 513 nucleotides long. NCBI's taxonomy places the organism in Eukaryota, Metazoa, Arthropoda, Insecta, Hemiptera, Aphididae. The record is from the annotation of a GenBank genome assembly.
AUGUCGCGUCGUCAGAUCACGUUGGACGAGAAAAUCGGUAUAAUCGGACGGUUGGAAAACGGCGAGGAAAGCGGCUCGAUCGCUAAGGAAUUCGGAGCCUCGACCAUAUGGACCAGAAGGGAUUCGCUGAAAACGAUGAUGGAAGAGGAGGCUUCGCUUCGGACGAAACAACUGCUCACCGCCCAGCACAAGGACCUCGAAGAAGCCGUGCUGGCGUGGUUCAAAAAACAGCGAUUGGCCAACGUGCCCGUCAGCGGUCCCAUGUUGAAGGCCAAGACCGAACAGCUGGCCGACGGGUUGAAGAUAGAGGAUUUCAAGUGCUCUGCGUCUUGGAUUCUGAGCUUCCGACAACGGCACAACAUCGGCUUCGGAAAGAUGGCCGGCGAGUCGACAGCGGUGUGUUCCAGGUGUCACGACGACGUUUGGCCGUCCGGAACGGGUUACAGUGAAUCUGACGAACAAAGUUUCGUACUUCUCGAUUCGGACGGAAGUUGCGUACUUCUCGACUCGUGA